Trypanosoma brucei brucei TREU927 is the source of this 609-nucleotide messenger RNA. RefSeq names its product procyclin associated gene 3 (gene Tb927.6.460). The record is from RefSeq and is a predicted model, not a curated record. The transcript has a single exon. The coding region runs from base 1 to 609 and encodes 202 amino acids. Lineage: Eukaryota; Euglenozoa; Kinetoplastea; Trypanosomatida; Trypanosomatidae.
AUGUUCCGGAAGUCUUCGGAGUUAGAGGGCAAAUGCUCCUCUUCUCCUUUCGUGCGGCGUGAUUCUCAUACCGAGGCUUCCACUAAGCAGGCUGCAACUCUUCUGCUGACUUUUUGGUUUAUUCUUUUCCCAUAUUUCAGUGUUGGAGUGUUUCUCUUGCCGCCCUUGGGAAUCGGGCACAGUCAUAUGAAGGCGCUUGCUUCGGCAGCCAAAGGUGGUUCCGUUUGGUAUUUCUUGUGGAGACAUUUGUCUUCCUUUCCUUUUCGGCCACCUCUUUUCCCAUGGAGAAAGGCCUCUGGUACUGUCCUGCCCGAUGAUCUUUGCCCCGUUCGUUCCAUCAUGAAUAAUAGUUACAAAAGUGUGUGUCGGUACGGCGGUGGAUAUUUCCCCAAUCGCUUUGGUUGCUUUUACUAUUUUGUGGGGCGGUUUAAAGUUGGUAACUCAGUGCACUUCCAAAAAAAUUGCGACUCGUACAUUUGGUUUUAUAUGGAGGGUGGAAGAGCCGAAAACGUGUAUGUGCUUGCUUGGAUGAGUCGGAAAAUAAAUUCUAGUUUCCGUGUAUUUUCCCUUCAUUACGUCAUAUAUGGCUUGGCCUUUAGAUUUGUGUAA